Messenger RNA from Drosophila hydei, 3813 nucleotides. RefSeq names its product adenomatous polyposis coli protein (gene Apc2). Gene Ontology annotation, biological process: cell migration; regulation of cell differentiation; cell fate specification. The record is from RefSeq and is a predicted model, not a curated record. Gene Ontology annotation, molecular function: gamma-catenin binding; beta-catenin binding; microtubule binding. The coding region runs from base 264 to 3521 and encodes 1085 amino acids. Gene Ontology annotation, cellular component: catenin complex; cytoplasmic microtubule; beta-catenin destruction complex. NCBI's taxonomy places the organism in Eukaryota, Metazoa, Arthropoda, Insecta, Diptera, Drosophilidae. The transcript is spliced from 2 exons.
UAUCGAUUACUUGUUGCUAUUCAAAGCCGAUAACAGAUAACAACAUCCAAACAAAGGCAGCUGCUUCUGCGCUGUAGGUUGGUUUUCCGAUGCCAUAAUGAAAUACCAAACAUCAUAGGAUAUGCCAGCUACCUGCUUGCUAAUAGUGCUUCAUAAAGAGGCAGGUAACAUAUAGUUCCUGGAAUACACUUAGGGACAACGCGCAAAACAGAGUGUUAGCGUUAACCCGGGCAAAAUCAAUAAAGUGGAAACCAUUUGUAAACAUGACGCUGAACGAGAGCGACGCUCACAAGCAACUGGAGCUGACGCGAAACUUUUUGGAGCUUUCUAGAAAUACGGACACCUGUUCAGCAUUGCGCAGCUCCGACUGCAUCCAACUGUUAGUAAAAAUUCUGCAUGCCAACGAUGACGGAGCCGGCGCGGGCGGAGCAGCACGAAGGAAUGCCAGCCAAGCCCUGCAUAACAUUGUUCAAGGAAAUCAACGGGAGGUGAAGGUUUUGCGCCUUCUAGAUCAAAUACGUGACUAUAGUUGCAAUUUCUUGCGUACGCAAUUGCAAAGCGGUGGUGAAUCAAUUGCCGAUGAUGAAGAACGUCAUCCAUUGGCAGCCAUGAAAAUGCUGAUGAAGGCUAGCUUCGAUGAGGAACAUCGCCAGACUAUGUGCGAGUUGGGUGCCUUAAAAGCAAUACCAAACCUGGUUCAUCUCGACCAUGCCGUUCACGGGCCGGCAGCGGGACGCGAGCAAUGUAAUUUGCUUAGACGCUAUGCGCUAAUGACGCUAACAAAUCUCACCUGCGGCGAAGAAAACAACAAGUCACUGCUCUGUGGACAAAAGCAAUUCAUGGAAGCGUUAGUUGCCCAGCUGGACUCAAAUGCAGCCGAUGUCGAUGAUCUGCUGCAGGCCACUGCUAGCGUUUUGCGAAAUCUAUCUUGGCGCGCGGACAAACACCUGAAGACCGUAUUCAAUGAGCUCGGGACAGUCACGGCUCUUGCAAUGGCCGCAAUGCACAACAAGAGCGAGAACACAUUGAAGGCCAUUCUGUCCGCACUGUGGAAUCUGUCAGCACACUGCAGCACCAACAAGGCGGAAUUUUGUGCCGUCGAUGGUGCAUUAGGAUUUCUAGUCCAAAUGCUCAGCUACGAAGGCCCAAGCAAGACACUUAAGAUUGUCGAGAAUGCCGGCGGCAUCUUACGCAACGUAUCCAGCCACAUAGCUGUUUGUGAAUCAUAUCGUCAGAUCUUAAGGGAGCACAACUGCCUGGCCAUUCUGCUGCAGCAGCUUAAGACAGAUAAUCAGACGGUUGUUAGCAACUCCUGUGGCACGCUCUGGAACUUGUCUGCACGUUGUCCCGAGGAUCAACAGUUUCUUAUCAAUCACAACGCCAUUCCGCUGCUACGUUCGCUCACCACCUCCAAAAGUUCCAUGAUAGCUGAGGGCAGCGCCUCAGCGCUCAAGAACUUGGUAAAUUAUCGUAACGCCCUCGAGCUAUCAACCAACAACGAGUUGCCUUCGAAGGAGCUAGCCAACGUACAUGGAUGCACACUGCCUCGACGUUAUAGCUCCAUGCGGUUGAGCAGUAAUCCUACGGGUUCACUUAAGAAGGUGCGCAACGGGACGGCAAGCAGCAGCAAUGGCAGUAGCACAUUGAUUCGCAAAUGCGAAAGCCGCGAGUCAAUAUAUUCCGGUAAAUCGGAUUCCGAUUCAACAAAAUUCUCAACUAAGUCGGACAGCGCCUUUGAACAACGAAAACUGAGCACUAGCACUGCGCAGACCCAUUACAGAACAUCCACGGAGGAGCAACCCAUCGACUAUUCUAUGAAAUACAGCUACAGCGACCACAAACCAGCUAAGGCCAGCUUUGACAAUUCCAUCGAUUUGGAUCAGCCCACAGACUUCAGUGCACGCUACAAGGAGAGACGAUCUGCGCAAGCUGCGAAGCCACAGCCAGCAACAUGUGAAGAAAGACAGCAAGAGAGUAGCGAAAUAUUGCUCAUUUUAGAUGAAAGUGGAAGCACCGCUCCUCCAAAUCUGGCUAAAUCAGCUUCGGCAUGUGAGCUAAGCAGCGAUCAAGUGGAACGCCCCAAAACACUUAACCUUCGCAGCAGUGCUUUGGAGAAUCUAGCAAUCGACAAGUCCGAUGGCUGCUUGCACACGCCCGAACCGGAGCCUGGUGAGCGUCCGAUUAACUAUUGUGAGGAGGGGACACCCGGAUGCUUCAGUCGAUUCGAUUCGCUCAACAGCCUUAUGGAUGUGGGGCAAGGAAAACACGAGAAGCAGCUAGCUGCUACCAAGGAAAUCAACAACCAACAAUCAGUUGUCGAAACGCCAGAGCAAGCUAUUAACAAUAAUAACAACAACAAUAAGGUUACAGCUUGCCAGGAUUCCGCUCUGGAGACCCCUCUUAUGUUCUCCAGACGCAGCUCCAUGGAUUCGUUGGUGAAUGAUGAGACCAUUGGUUGUGACGAUAAUGGCUCUGUAAUAAGCGAAUACAGUCGUAUGCAAAGCGGUGUAAUCUCACCCUCAGAGCUGCCAGAUUCACCCACGCAGAGCAUGCCACAGUCGCCUCAACGCGAUCGCAAGAUAAAACCAUCGCUUCCACCUUCAAGCGAUAACUGCAGAAGCAAUGGGCACGACCUCAAUGGCAACGAUGCGCCUCGUAAUUACUGCACAGAGGACACUCCUGCUCUGCUCUCCAAAGCGGGCAGCAAUAGCAAUCUGUCGGUGCUGUCAAUAGCCUCCACAGCCAAUGACCACAAUUGCAAUGGACAGAUGAGACGUCCAAUGCCUCAAGUCCCAGAUAUUGCGAUGAAUAUUUCUGAGGAUGCCAUUUCCAAGAUGCGCUGCGGUGGCAACGCUUUACCCAGCUAUUUGCCAGUAAAGGAUGAGAUGAACAAAUACUACGUAGAAGACAGCCCCUGUAAUUUCUCCGUGAUCUCUGGACUCUCCAGCUUAACAGUAGGUUCUGCGCAAGUGGGGCCAGCCCGUGCACUGAAACCACCACUUCUGCCGAGGAACGCAGAAUCCGCUCCAAAGUUGCCACCUCGACGAAGUGCUGUUCUUGUAGAGUCCGAGUCGCGUCUCCUGCCCAAACGCAGCGAUUCUCUCAGCUCAUUGUCAAUGGAUUCGGACGAUGACUCCAAUCUGCUCAGUCAAGCUAUUGCCGCUGGUAGUUGCAGACCUCCACCCAGUGGCGCCAGCACUAGCUCGAGUCACACAAACACGCUGCCCAAGCCAAACAAUAACCAUAGACGACAAACGAUUGCUGGUGCCAAGACUGACUAUAGCUCCGAUGAUUCACUGGACGAUAACCAGUCCACGUCCUUGUUUGAGCAGUGUAUAUUGAGUGGCAUGCACAAGUCCAAUGAUAAUUUGGAGAGCGAACGCAAUGAACCCUCCUCCAAUGAUCGCUUUGUUAGCAAUCAGGUGCGCCAGAUCGAGUCUAUGUUAGCCACCACUGUUAGGCCAACGCCGCCGCGCUCAUCAUCCGGUAGCCGACAGCGACAGCAUCACCACUGGGUCUAACUAAUUAAGAAUUUCUAGCUUUUAAUUUGCAGUUGGUUGGUCGUUUCUUUUUAAAUAUUUUCUAAUGUAAUGUACACACUGCAAUAAUAUUCUUACGUUCUCAAUUCUUCUAUAGUUCAGAUUAAAAAUGUUUACUUAAAUUUAACAAUUGCCCAUUUGUGUUGCCCGUUGCGUCGUUGUUUUCCCUAUUUCACAAUUUCAUAACGAACAUCUAACAAAACCCGGGUAAUCUAUAUAACUUAUGAACAAAUAUCGAAAUGGGUACAUUCAAUAUAAAUUAACUUUAAAAGGA